This is a messenger RNA of Myripristis murdjan (pinecone soldierfish), 936 nucleotides long. RefSeq names its product olfactory receptor 142-like. The transcript has a single exon. Lineage: Eukaryota; Metazoa; Chordata; Actinopteri; Holocentriformes; Holocentridae. The record is from RefSeq and is a predicted model, not a curated record. Gene Ontology annotation, biological process: detection of chemical stimulus involved in sensory perception of smell; G protein-coupled receptor signaling pathway. Gene Ontology annotation, cellular component: membrane. The coding region runs from base 1 to 936 and encodes 311 amino acids. Gene Ontology annotation, molecular function: G protein-coupled receptor activity; odorant binding; olfactory receptor activity.
AUGGAAAAUUUUACUUCUCCUCCUUACUUCAACCUCACAAUGUUUGUGAACAUAGGUUACUACCGCUACCCAGUCUUUGUGUUGUGUUUCCUGCUGUAUGCUCUCAUUAUCCUUGCUAAUCUUAUCAUAAUAGUGGUAAUAUCACGGGAGACAACGCUGCAUCAACCCAUGUAUAUUUUCAUCUUUUGUCUAUCCAUUAACUCGUUGUAUGGCUCCACUGGCUUCUUCCUCAGAUUCCUAAGGGAUAUUCUGUCUGAUACUCAUUUGAUCUCACGCCCAGCAUGCUUUUCUCAGAUCUAUAUCAUUUAUACCUAUGCAUCCUAUGAGCUCACCCUUCUAAGCAUUAUGGCAUAUGAUAGGUACAUUGCUGUAUGUCAGCCAUUACAUUACCACAACAUGAUGACCUUUUCACGUAUCUCCAUGUUGACAGCCUUUGCAUGGAUCUAUCCCGUCUUUUCUAUUGCAAUCUGUGUUUAUUUGUCCUCCACACUUCCUCUGUGUGGUAACAAGAUACCAAAACUGUUCUGUGCUAACUGGCCAGUUGUGAAAUUAUCAUGUGUUUCCACUUUCAUCAAUAACCUGACUGGCAUGUUAGUGAGCACAACUACAGUCUUUCUGCCCUUGGCUUUUGUCCUGUAUACAUAUUUACGAAUUUUUCUUGUUUGUAGAAAAAGCUCCUCAGAAUUCAAAGGCAAGGUGUUACAAAGCUGUCUCCCACACAUUAUCACAUUUGUCAAUUACUCCAUAACUGUGUUUUGUGAUGUCGCCCUUAGCCGUUAUAAUCUUGAAGAGGUGAAUCCCUUUUUAGCUAUAAUUUUAUCACUUGAGUUUGUUGUGAUUCCUCCCAUUCUGAACCCGCUUGUGUAUGGUCUAAAGUUGCCGGAAAUUAAAAAACAUAUAUUCAGAAUGUUAACUUUCUCAAAAACCAUACAAUAG